AUACAACUGGGUUUUGAUUGAGCAAUAUUUCAUUUGUAAACAUAGAACUUUGCAAGAAACCCAAGAUGAGGCACCACUCAUGAAGUGAGAGAGGUGAACUACGUCAGCACGGAGGGAGGCACCCACCGCAGGGAUGCCUCGGAGGCAGCGGCGGCGGCCGAACGAGGAUGAUGAGCGCUCUAUAAGAAGAAAAGCCACCACGGAGAGCGCUCACAUAGUCCAGACAUGAUGAUGACGAAGAAGACGUGAGAGAGGGAGGCAGAAAGAGAGAGCAGCGAGCGGGAUGAUCGAGACUUGUUUUUAGUCCCGUUCAAACUGACGAGUGAGCGCCCGGUGCGAGAGAGGGAGGGACGACCCGGCGAGUUUCAAAUGGCCGGGCGGCGAGCUGCUGCUUCUUUAAGUGUCACAUUGAGCACCUGAGCGGUUGUUUGCUGCCUCGAUAUCCUCCUCGUCCUUUGACUUGACAACAGCCAUUCAAUGUCACCACUUCUACUUUGACUUUGAGCCCCAAGAAGUCUGGAACAAGUCACUGACGGAGACAUUCGUGACGCCUCAAUAUGUACCAGGGGCAUUUACAGGGCAAAGACUCUAGGGCUGCAGAUAAGACUGUUGCCAUGGUCCUGAAGGAGAUACCGAGUAAGGCGUCGUCAGAAGGGAAGCCCCUCCUCACGGUGACUACCAAGCUGGUGAGUGAGCAACAAGAGAGUCGUCCGCUUCUGAGUCCUUCCAUUGACGAUUUUCUCUGCGAGACCAAGUGUGAUGGGCUUUCCCGACCGGUGACCUCCAACACAGCAGUUCUGUCGUCCACAUUGGACCUACUGGACCUCAGUGAGCCAAGCGAGCAGAGAAACAACAAAGACAGGAAGAGUCCUGGUUCGUCACGGAGCGACAAACACAACAGCCCGCAGAAGAAAAAGAUUGCCGAGACGGACCUAAUCCAGGUGGAGGUGGAACAGAGCAUGCGGACACCAGAGAGGGCAUCACUGGACUCCGCUAUCAUUGAUUCACCAUUGGAUAAAUGGGAAGAGUUGAACCCCAACCCUGAGAGAAACGGGAAUAGAAAGUGGAAACUGGAGAGACGGCGUUCAUCAAAAAACUCCUCAAAUGAAUUUCUAUGGUCCAUUGACUGUAAAACCCAAUUAGAGCAAUUGAAUAAGAACUGUGUGGAAGCAAACACCAAAGUGGAGCCAGAGUCUGCCCUUGCAUCUCAACUCAACAGGCAGUAUAUUAGUGGAAGACAUGCUCGUCUCACCAAGGAUCAGCGGUGGGGCAGCGCCCUCCUGUCCAGACAUCAGUCUCUGGAAGAGGAGUUUGAGCGAGCCAAGGCUGCUGUGGAAUCGGAUACGGAGUUCUGGGAUAAGAUGCAGGCAGAGUGGGAGGAACUGGCUCGGCGAAACUGGCUGACGGAGAAUGAGCAAGCCCAGAUUCCCUCUACGGUCUCUCCUCAUGAGAAGGGUUACUACUUCCACACAGAUAAUCCCUAUAAGGACUUGCCUAAUGCCUUUGAGGAGGGGCUGAAGAAGUCUCGGGAAGGAGACUUGCCAAAUGCGGUGCUUAUGCUGGAAGCAGCUGUCUUGCAGGACCCUCAUGAUUCAGAGGCUUGGCAAGUGCUGGGGACCACCCAGGCUGAAAAUGAGAAUGAGCAGGCAGCAAUUGUGUCCCUCCAGAGAUGUUUGGAGCUACACCCGAACAACCUCCCGGCCCUCAUGGCCUUGGCGGUGAGCCUGACCAACACGGGGAUGCGUUACGAAGCCUGCGAGGCUCUGCUGCGCUGGCUUCGACACAAUCCGAAAUACAAACAGCUCCUGAAGGGCAAAAACCAUCUUGUGGGAUCCCCAAACUCCCAGCGCAGGAUGUCCCACGCACCAAACAGUGGCAGGCAUGAAAGCUCCAUGUUACCCGAGAUCAAGGAACUCUUCCUGGAAGCAGUCCAGCACAACUCGGACACCGUUGACCCAGACUUGCAGACGGGUCUCGGAGUGCUCUACAACCUCAGCGGCGAGUUCAACAAAGCGGUGGAUGCUUUCAACACCGCCUUGUCGGUGCGGCCCGAGGAUUACUUGCUGUGGAACCGGCUGGGGGCCACUCUGGCAAACGGAGACCGGAGCCAGGAGGCCGUGGAGGCGUACACGCGAGCUUUGGAGCUGCAGCCGGGGUUUAUCAGGUCCCGCUACAACCUGGGAAUCAGCUGCAUUAACCUCGGAGCACACAGAGAGGCGGCCAGCAACUUCCUGACGGCUCUCAGCCUUCAGCGGAAAAGCCGGAGUCGGCAGCAGUCCCACCAGGUCAUGUCUGGAAACAUCUGGGCUGCUCUCAGGAUAGCUUUGUCCAUGAUGGAUCAACCUGAACUCUUCCAGGCCGCAAACAUCGGUGACCUGGAUCUUCUGAUGAGAGCCUUCAACUUAGACAUAUGAGGAAUAUAAGUACGGUAGUGACGAUUGCAUUUCCUCCUCUCUCUUCUAGCCAAUAGCUCAAAGCCCAAAGUGGACACCCUCAGAAUGCAUCGGAUGUAAUGCGGGAGAUGAUUAUUCCGUUCCUUUUUAAUGCACGUUGUCCACCCCAAUUAACUCGGAGCGGUUCUGGGGACAGGUUCUUCCAAGUGACGGCUUUGCACUGCAAUUUGCAAGUACCCCCAAAGAGCACAAGGACGGGCGAAGAUUGUACGAGCAAUGCCUUAGAGAAUAUGUCAAUUAAAAACGGGCUCACUCAAUGGAACGGAGCAGAACAGGGAGGGAUCGAGUGGACAGAACGCCGUGUACAGUUUGCUGUUUGCACACAACCGAUGUGGUUUUGGGACAACAAAGCUUUCCCGACAAAGAAAGACUUCCGUGAACAAAUGAAAACAACUGCACCGUAUCACCUGAAGUUGAUAUUUAUUUUCCCGGCUUGGAGUAACGCUCCCGCAUGACUUUUCAAAAGUUUCCCUUUUGCACUUGAGACAAACCGGUGACCUCCUCCAUUCAAGUGGAAUGUGCAAGCCAGGUUGUGUAAGCCUUACUCAAGAGCAUGCCAACAAGAUUUAUUGAUACUAUUUUUAUGGCAACACAAAAUUACUAAGCCAUUGCAUCCUAUAUAUGAUAUUACCAGACUGGUUUCACCUUUUUUUAACUGCCAUCUGCAAGAACUUGAAAUCUUUUCCUCAUCCGAGUCUCAAUUUUACUUUAAAAAAUUUUUGUUCAUUUCCCGUUCCGGUAAUGGUUCUAAGAACUUUGCAGUUGAGCAUCACAUUUAGAGGUUAAAAAAAAAACACAGACCUUUCAUUACUCUAUACUGCGUUUACGCUUCGAAACCUUCAGACUGCGUCCGUCAUCAGGCAUCAUCCAAUGUUUCCACCAGCGGUGCACUUCAGUUUUGGGUUGGUACACUCAUAGAAGGAUAGAGAAAAAUGUGGUAUCUCGAUAACCUUUCACAAUGACAAUGUAAACAUUUACACAACAAGCUACAAUGUACUGCUUGGAGGAAAUGAAAGUUUGGUCCCAAAAAAAAAAUUGUAAGAAUCCAGAAAAGUCAAAUAUCCAAUGUCAAGUGUCCUCCGCUGGGCCAUUGUCCGAAAGUCACUCUGUGAAGUCAGCGACAUCCAUUCCGAUCCUCAAGGACCAGUGUCAUGCCCGUUUUAGAUGUUCCCCUCUUCCAACGCACCUGAUUCAAAUGAUUAGGAUCGUUAGCAGGCACCUGCAGAACAUGUUGACGAGCUCAUGAUUUGAAUCAGGUGUUUUGAAGGAGGGAAACUUGCAGCCCUUAAACACCAGAGCAUGACACCUGUGUAAUAGUUCAUCUGCUUUACUUUACGUUUAGCCCAGCGCCUGGCCACGUCCCUCCCAGGUUGAAGAUGAUCCUAUGCAAAAGGUCAUGUUUUAUGUUCAGCGGACCUUUACAAAAAUGAGAAGAAUGUUAUCAGCCUCAACCAUCCAUCUCCCCUCUCAUACGGCUCGUGCGAGACAAUAACGAGACACGAACCCAAAUCCGAAGAUAAACGCAAAACAAGCCAUUUUGUAGCCUGUUGUGGCACACACUGUGCCAUGUGGUUGUGUCAUCGUUGUCCUCUUUUGCACCUAAAACAUCAGAAUAUAUCACUGCUCCACUGCAGAUCCUGUUUGACUUGAUGGAGUCUACUUUUUGAAAAAGAACACCCAAGUAGUCAACGGGAAAUAUGCAACUAAUUAGACUUUGGAGGUAAUAAAAAGUGAUACCGGCAUUUAAAUGGCCUCUUUGCUCAACGUUGAGCAAACAGUCAAGACCUAAAAAGUUUAUUUUAAAAUGUUUAGUUUGGCUUCAUGUGCGGCUAUGCCUCCACUGAUGUCAUCGGGCACCGCCCACCCCCGCUUAGAAAACCGCUGCAAACUGAACAGAAAGGAAAGUAUGGAUUUGGAUUGCCCUUGUCGCCGUAAUUUCAACGUGGUAGUUGUACAAAAGGAAUGUGUAACCACCAGAUGCAGAUGAGAACAGGUAUUUCAGUGAAAACUUGCCCUCAAAAACACUCUUCAUAAAACCAACCACUGCAGGCCAAAAACAAUAAAUCAAUACACAGAACUGUCAUCAAAAUCCACCCAAACAGGACCCGCGGGAGACAAGCACAAGCACCACACAAAAAUAAACCGAGACAGGAGGCUAAGUAGACAGUGACUAAUUACGCAAUGAGAGACAGGUGGUGAAGACACAAGGGGGCAAGCCGAUUGGCUGAGCGACAUGCAGGAUACCAGGUGAUGCUUCUUAAGUAAUGAGCACAUACAGGGAAGACACCCAAAAACAUUGAAAAAAAGAGGAGGCAUGGGAACACAAAGUAUACAUUUGUAAGAACAAAUGAAACACACAGCGGGAGCUGUUAAGUCUAAGAAGGAAUUGUUUGGAUUUUGUUCUUGUCUAUGUGCCGACCCUGUCUUUGCUCUUUGCCAAUCUUUAUUUCAGUCUUUCCCAGUCUUUAUUGAGCCAAGGCACAUAUUUUACUUGACAAAAAUCCCUUGAAAAGACCACCGCGCAAUACUGUCAACAAAAAUCUCACAAUAAAGCGUCUCAAUUGACUUAUUUAGUGAGAAAUCACCUCCUGUUUAAUUGAGCACAAAGCUGAUACAUUGCCACUUAAUAGUUCUGCCUGCCCCCAUACAUCAAUGGCAUAGACAGAUGAACCAUUGACAUUAUUGGUCGUAAAUAAAUAAUACAUUUUGGACCCUUCUUUUACACAAGAUCAUUUCUUGCGGGACACUAAUGUGGCUCCCUGGCUAAGUGGUUGGGAAUCACCGCGAUACUUGAUUGACACGCAUUCCGUCAGAGGUCACUGAUGUGUUCUAAUACUGUUGCUCGCGUAAUUAAUAUCCAGGAGAGUCCUCAGUUUACGACGGUCCCGGCGUGUGUCAUUUUGAAUUUAUGAAUGGUGUAGAAUAAAGCUAUUUUGUGCAACGGGGCAAGAAUACAUCAGCGCGCAGCACAAGAAGGCAUGCUGAAGUGCCGCUUGUUUUUCACAGUAUUUGUUUCUAUUUGCAGGGGUGUUUUUUUAAGAAAAAUAUCUACUGUAAUUAUGAAUUUACUAUUGCGUUAACAUCCACUAGGUCAGUGGUGUGAGGACCUCCCGUCUAGUCCGGGCACGCAACUCCAGCUUUUACAGGCCAAGACAAGUCAGGGCGGAAACACUUUGUGUCACCAAAAAGUCAUGGGCAGGGGAAACCACAAGAGAGAGGUUGAUGGUCCCCAAAUAAUGUUGUUUUUUUUGGUUUGUUUGUUUGUUUGGUUGGUUUUAACCCUGCCCUCUGUCCUUGUUAUUUCAAUGUUACACUAAAAUGCAGAGACAUAAAAAUGUCAGAAUGGCUUUGGAUGAGUCGUUGGUGCCUCUGCGUCACAGCUGUCCAGCAGAUCAGUUUGGGAUUUUGGUUUCCCUUCUCGAUUGGCCUCACCAACAUUGUCCUACAUGCUGACAUUGCCAAGUACCCGCUCAACGGCCAGCCCCGUUGGACCAAUACAACCCUCCAUUCAACUUUCUCAUUCUUCUCACGAACACAGCAGUCAUUUGAAAACAUCACUGUCUAUCGUUGACGAGGGUUUCCAAAUGUACAAAAUCCAAUCGAGUUUUCUGAUUAAGGUUUGCAGGCCUUUGCUGUUCUUACUUAAAAUGAAGACAUUAUUUUAUUUUCAAGAAACCUUAGAGGGCAUACUGUAUUGCAUUGAGUUGUCAGUAGAAGCGACUUGUUAAAGCCUCUCAGGUGAACAAUCGUAGAGCAUGCUCCUGAGAAACAAAACGAGCUUGAGUGCAUGCCAGAUCCUUUACACCGAGUUUGUAUGCAUGGAUAACAGGGAACUGCUUUCUUUUAGUCCCAAUACCUUUACAUAUAUUACAUUUCAUUGCCAUAUGUUGGCGGUUAAAAACUGGACCCUCGACAAGAAAGUGCAUAUACAGUACAUGUAUCUAUAUAAUGUCAACUGCUUUUGUUUGAAUGAGCAGCUGUGCAAGGGAGAAAUGAAUGGGGGGGGGGGGGCACAUUAACUCUGAAGCUCUCAAGUACGUUACGAGAACACAACUGUAUUGCGAGGGAAUUUUCGAAUGACCAUGUGACUUGACUACUGAUAACAUUUUCGAAUCACCCCAACCAUAAGAGCGAUACAUUUCCCCAAAUGUCUUUUCCUUGGUGGAAUUAAUCGCGGUUGACGGAUCAGUGAAUAAGUUAAAAACACUUUCAUAGCAACUAAUUAAUCACAUGGAGUCUUAACAUUUUAUGAGCGCAAUAAUUUAGGGUCACAAAGAUUAGGAUAGUCAUUAUUGCUUAUUUACAUUAUAUGGCGGUAAAAGCUGGCAGGAUCUUAUUUUAAGUGUGACAAUCUAAAAAUAUGGAAAGUGUGACAGGGACAAACUGAAUAUGAAAUUGACGUUCAAAGUAUACAGCUAUCUAAUUACAACGAUGAAAGUUAAAUUAUUUGGAUUUUUUUUAAAAUAAUUUGUAAAAUUUGGCGGGAAAGUUUGAAUUACAUGAAAACACAAAUUAUACUGAAUAUAAGUGGGAAUCAGAAGAAAAUGGAAGUAAAUUUAAAAAAAACUUUGAGAACAACAUUGAGGAGAUAUUAAGAAACUAUCAUUUCAAGAGAAUAUCAUUGCUAUGGUAAGAGAGAGAAUAGUAGGGAUUUGAAAAUGAAAAAAAAUCAUGUAAUUAAAGAGAAAUAAAAUUUACCAUUGUUACAUGGG
Hippocampus zosterae (dwarf seahorse) is the source of this 7165-nucleotide messenger RNA. RefSeq names its product peroxisomal biogenesis factor 5-like a (gene pex5la). The record is from RefSeq and is a predicted model, not a curated record. Gene Ontology annotation, biological process: protein import into peroxisome matrix, docking. The coding region runs from base 558 to 2414 and encodes 618 amino acids. The transcript is spliced from 15 exons. NCBI's taxonomy places the organism in Eukaryota, Metazoa, Chordata, Actinopteri, Syngnathiformes, Syngnathidae. Gene Ontology annotation, molecular function: protein binding. Gene Ontology annotation, cellular component: cytosol; peroxisomal membrane.